This is a messenger RNA of Salvia miltiorrhiza (redroot sage), 3782 nucleotides long. Its product is annotated as squamosa promoter-binding-like protein 1. The transcript is spliced from 11 exons. Gene Ontology annotation, cellular component: nucleus. Bases 799 to 3630 code for a protein of 943 amino acids. Lineage: Eukaryota; Viridiplantae; Streptophyta; Magnoliopsida; Lamiales; Lamiaceae. Gene Ontology annotation, molecular function: DNA binding. The record is from RefSeq and is a predicted model, not a curated record.
AGAGAGAGAGAGAGAGAGCUGCGGGUGUGGGUCUUAGAUUCUGUGAAGUGGGUGUCCUCACUAAUACACCACUUGUUCAUCUGUACUAUGUUUUCGUUUCUUUUUCUUUUUUUCUUUUCUUUCUCUUUUUCUUCUUUCCUGAGAAUACUAUGUUGUGAAUUUUUACACGACAAGGCAAUUACAAGAAAAAUAAUGCAGGGUGAAAUAAUUUUACAAGCAAAGCAACAGACGCAGUGAAUUAAGUCCCAUUUUUCUUUAUUUUAUUUCCGGCCCCCUCUAAAGCUUUUUUCAGUUAGUACAACAAACCGUGUCUAGAUUUUCUCUCUCCUCUCUCUCUCUCUCCCUCAAAUCGCCGGCGAUCUCUCGGAGCUGACACGUCUGCAGAUCAAAUCCCAUAUCAACUAGAGUCACUUGUUAUAAUCUGGAGUGCAAUUUACUUAUCCACAAGGAGGGACACCCAACAACGUGAGUUGGUCUGUUGGAAUUUUCCAUCCGUUUUGGGACCAAAGGUGGAGUCUUUACGGUUUGGCUGAUCUAUCUUGCCUUCCAAAGUUAUGCUAAUUGUAGAAUAGACUUGUUAUUGGCAUGUGGGCUGCUCUUGUUUGGGUCCAAGGAUGUUUGGGUGUGCUUUUCUUGGAUUUCUGGGGUUGUAGCGAGGCCGAUUGAUUCAGAGCUGAUUAAUUCUGCCGCCCCUCUUUCAGAGGGCUUCAAAUUUCUACCUUUUAGUUGUGGGUGUCCCUUGAUUUUUUUUUUAAUAAAAAAGAAAAAGAAAGAAAGAAAGAAAGAAAGAAAGAAAGAAUGGAGACCAAGUUUGGUGGAAAGUUGCAUAAUUUCUAUGGGCCGGUGGUGUCUGAGGUGGGGAAGAAGAGCACGGAAUGGGAUUUGAAUGAUUGGAAAUGGGAUGGUGAUCUUUUUAUGGCUUCUCCCUUGAAUCCUGCGCCUACAGAUUGUACAAGUAGGCAGCCCUUUAACAAUGAUGAAAUGAUGAUCCAGAAUGAGAGGGAGAAAAGGAGAAGGGUUGUUGAGGUUGAAAAUGAAGAAGCUGGUGGCUCACUUAAUCUGAAGCUAGGUCACCAAGAGUAUCCUCUGGAUGAGUCGGAAGGGAAGAGCGGGAAGAAGACUAAAGUCUCCGGUAUUCCGUCUAGCCGUGCUGUUUGUCAAGUAGAGGAUUGCAAAGCAGAUUUGAGCACUGCAAAAGAUUAUCACCGUAGGCAUAAGGUCUGCGACGUGCAUUCUAAGGCUACCAGUGCCUUGGUGGCAAAUGUUGUGCAAAGAUUUUGUCAGCAAUGCAGCAGGUUUCAUGUUCUUCAAGAAUUUGAUGAAGGGAAGCGGAGCUGUCGAAGGCGUCUAGCUGGCCACAAUAGACGGCGGAGGAAAACACAUCCUGAGAAUGUACUAAAUGCAGCCAACCAGAAUGAUGAGCGGGGGAGUAAUUACUUACUCAUCAGUCUGCUAAGGAUACUCUCCAAUCUACAAUUCAAUAGCUCUGAUCAAACCAAGGAUCAGGAUCUACUGUCUCAUCUUCUGAAAAACCUUGCAAGUGUUGCCAGUACAACAAAUGAGAGAAAUCAUACUGAGAUACUACCUGUAUCUCAGGACAUGCAGAAUGUAGGAACAUCUUUGGGAGCUGCUCAAAAGGACCUUCCUACUACCACUGGCCUAGAUGCAUCUGUUUUGACCAAAACGAGGGCGCUAACUGAUAAGACUGCAGGUGGAGUAGUACAAAAUGCAUCCACUUCAGUAUCUCCUUUAGUGUUCAGAACGAACGCAAGCAACUCAGUUCAAGAGAAGACAGAUACUAUACGAAGGACACAAGUGAACAAUAUUGACUUGAAUAAUGAAUAUGAUGGCUCUCAAGACUGCUUGGAGGAGGGUCUUCCAGAUACUUGUGCCCGUAAAAAUCUUGGAGAUAUGUCUCCUGCUGGCCCUUUAUGGUUAUAUAAGGAUUCUCAGCGGUCUAGCCCACCUCAAAAUAGUGGGAAUUCAGGUUCCACGUCGAGCCAAUCGCCAUCUACAUCUAGCGGAGAGACACAGAGUCGCACAGAUCGGAUUGUCUUUAAGCUGUUUGGGAAGGAUCCAAAUGAUUUCCCUCUUGUCCUGCGAAAACAGAUUCUUGAUUGGCUUUCAAGUAGUCCAACUGAUAUGGAAAGCUACAUCCGACCUGGUUGCAUUAUACUGACAAUAUAUUUGCGCAUGGAGAAAUCAUCCUGGGACAGGCUUUACUGUGAUCUCACAUCCAGUUUGAGAAGGCUUCUUGAUUCAUCCACUGAUCCAUUUUGGAGGACAGGAUGGAUAUAUGCUAGAGUACAACAUCGUGUCACAUUUAUGUAUAAUGGCCAGGUUGUGUUAGACACGCCCCUCCCUGUGAAAAACCAUCAAAGUUGCAGAAUAUCGAGUAUCAAGCCAAUUGCUGUUACCGUGUCAGAGGGUGUUCAGUUUGUAGUCAAAGGAUACAAUUUCUCUCAUUCCACAGCAAGGUUACUAUGCACUCUAGAAGGGAAAUUUCUAAUUCAGGAAAAUUGUGCUGAUAUGAGGGGAGGAGCAGAUUCUUCGAUUGAACAUGAUGAGAUUCAGUCCUUUAGCUUUUCUUGCGCUGUACCAGAUGUUAUUGGAAGGGGAUUCAUUGAGGUCGAGGACUAUGGUCUCAGCAGCAGCUUCUUUCCAUUCAUUGUUGCAGAGAAGGACGUCUGCUCUGAAAUUUGCACUCUAGAAAGCUUAAUCGAGCUUGCUGAUGCAGCUAACCCAGAUAGUAAUGCACUAGAAAUUAAGAAUAAAGCUUUGGACUUCAUACACGAAAUGGGUUGGCUGCUCCACAGAAGCCACUUGAAAGUUAGGUUAGGUGAUGUGGAUCCAUUCCCUUUCGAACGUCUCAGGUGGCUCAUCGAGUUCUCCAUCGAUCAUGACUGGUGCGCUGUAGUGAAAAAGCUAUUAAGUGCUGUAUUUGAUGGUAUUGUGGACUUGGGACAAGAAAAGUCCAAUAUACAAGCUUUGUUGGAUAUUGGCCUCGUUCACCGAGCUGUUAGGAGAAAUUGCGUAACCAUGGUGGCAUUUCUAUUAAGUUAUCAUCUGGACAAGACAGGAGAGCAUAAGCUAGUCGACGAGGAUGGCUACUUGUUCAGGCCUGAUGCCAUGGGGCCUGGUGGAUUGACUCCUCUUCAUAUAGCAGCCAGUUUAGACAGCUGUGAGAAUGUUGUGGAUGCAUUGACAGAGGAUCCUGGAUCGGUGGGGAUUGAAGCAUGGAAAAGUGCUCGUGACAGUAGUGGGUUGACACCCCAUGACUAUGCAUGCCUCCGUGGUCAUUACUCGUACAUCCAUCUAGUGCAGAGGAAGCUCAACAAGAAACCGGGAAAAGGGCACGUGGUGGUUGACAUCCCUGGGGUACUAGACAAGAAGCAGAAGGUGGUGAAAUACGCGCCUUUUGAGAGUGAGAAGCAGUGCAGGCAAUGCGAGCAGAAACUCGUAUAUGCUAGGCGUAGAGGGUCCGUCAAUAUAUACAGACCGGCAAUGGUUUCACUGGUCGCCAUAGCUGCAGUGUGCGUCUGCACAGCGUUGCUCUUCAAGAGCUCUCCAGAGGUAUUUUGUUCGUUCCAUCCCUUCAGGUGGGAGCUGUUGAAGUACGGAUCUCAAUAGAGAGAGAGAGAGUUGAUGUUUGAUAGAUAUGAUGAUGAUGUAUGAUUGUUGAUGCUUCUUGUCUAAAUGUAAGUUGUUAUAAAGGUGAAUUGAUGAUGAUUUUAUUAUUAUAAUAAUAAUAGCGAUCGACGUAUGUGUCUUUAUAACUUAAA